AUGCAAACGAUAUCUCCUAUGAAUAUUUAUAACGGAAAUAUGGAGUCAAAUCAACAUAACAUUACCACUGAUAGGAUUACUAAUUCACCAAUUAAUAGUUCUUUUAUCAGUUCUAAUAAUAGUGACAAUACUGUUACUAUUAAUAGUAACAAACCCGGAGUUCCCCUUUUAAAUUUAUCAUCUUCUGAUACUAGUAUUACAUUAUGGCAAUUUUUAUUCGAAUUACUUAUGUCCGGAAAGUAUAAUGAAGUGAUACAAUGGACAAAUAUUAAGGAUGGAGAAUUUAAAUUAAUUGAUGCUGAAUCUGUAGCAAGAUUAUGGGGACAAAGAAAAGGAAAACCACAAAUGAAUUAUGAUAAACUUUCAAGAGCAUUACGUUAUUAUUAUGAUAAAAAUAUUAUAAAGAAGGUUACGGGUCAAAAAUUUGUUUAUCGUUUUGUAAGUUUAUUGGAAGAACUAGCAAAUAACACUAAUACUACAUCAUCAUCAAUUGGAUAUAUAAAUGAUACAGUAGGAAAUUUAUCAAAAUUAAAACAUCAUAAUUCAGAAAUUAUUGAAAAAAAUCCACAUAUUCAACAGGCACUUAAUAGAAAUGGAUAUGGAUCAGGUAUAAUGAAUAAUAAUAGACAAGAUUGUGAUGUUUUACAAAAUUCUGUUUCACCACCAAGUACGGCUUAUAGUCCAAUAAGUAUUGGUAGUAGUUCAUGUGUUAGUAAUACUGAUACUAUUUCAUCUGUUGAUCAUUCAUUUAAUUCACCUCAUCUUAUCAAUUCAUUAGAAGGAACAUCGCCACAAUAUUUAAAACGACCAUCAUCUCAGGAACCUUCAAAUACAGAUGAUGGUAAAAAGAAAAGAAGGGUUGUCACAACAUUAACAAAUAAUGAAAUUUCAACAUUAGAAACAUUAUCAAAAACAAAUGGUUUAACUACUUCACAAAUUCAUGAUUUUCUUAUGAAUAGUUCAAUGAGUUCAUCAUUUAAAACAAUAACAGAAUCUGAUAUUGGAUAUCAACAACAAACAAAUAAUAAUGUUGAAACAAAACAAGAUACAUCACAAAAAUUACCAACAAUUGCCAUGUCAUUUGUUGAUAUUGGACCAGAUGGGGAUCUCGUUAGUCUACCUGUCUCAAAUAUUGAAAACAAUGAAGAAAAAACAUAUACUACUUUAACAAAUAUAACAAAAAAACAAUUAGAACAUGUAUCAAAUAAUGAUAAUAGCAUAAUAAAAAAACCGCGUCCAGAGCCAUUAAAUUUGAUACCAGUUAAUAAUGAAAGUACAAAUUUUGUUAAUUCAUUUCUCUCAGCUCAAAAUACCCCAUUAUUUGGAGGUGGUGGAAAUUUAUCAAAUAAUUUAUUAUUACAAAGUACCCUAAAUUCUCCAUAUUUUUUAGGAAAUCAUUCACAAUCUCCAUUUUUAACACAUUUAAAUCAAUUAUAUGCAGCAUCUAUGGAACAAAAGCAAUUGGCUAAUCUUUUAAAUGCCUCUGCAGCUUCUAAUUUAGCGGCUGCUUAUGCUGCAGCAUCAACAUUGACAAGUCCUUUAUUAGCACCAAAAACACCAAAUUUAUCAGACAAAUUUUCUGCAGCAUCAAUGUCAUCAAAAUAUCAACCUAUGAUAACACAACCAACAUUUACACCACCUGGACAAUCUCAAUAUUUCUUGUUCCCUCCACCUUCACCUUCAGCUAUGGCUCAGAUGGCAUCUCAUGGUAUCUCACCAGCAAUGCAUUCCCCAUUUUUUAAUGUAUCAUUUCUUGGAAAGAUGAAUAAAAGCCCUGAAUCAUUAAAAACACCGGUUCCAUCUUUCCAUUAA
Molecule: messenger RNA, 1812 nt
Organism: Strongyloides ratti
Lineage: Eukaryota; Metazoa; Nematoda; Chromadorea; Rhabditida; Strongyloididae
Product: Ets domain and Winged helix-turn-helix DNA-binding domain-containing protein
Exons: 3
Coding region: 1-1812 (603 amino acids)
Biological process (GO): cell differentiation; regulation of transcription by RNA polymerase II
Cellular component (GO): nucleus
Molecular function (GO): sequence-specific DNA binding; DNA-binding transcription factor activity, RNA polymerase II-specific
Source: RefSeq, a predicted model, not a curated record